Messenger RNA from Apis florea (little honeybee), 5638 nucleotides. It is a transcript of the gene mu2, whose product is annotated as mutator 2. NCBI's taxonomy places the organism in Eukaryota, Metazoa, Arthropoda, Insecta, Hymenoptera, Apidae. Gene Ontology annotation, molecular function: protein binding. The record is from RefSeq and is a predicted model, not a curated record.
AUAGCCAUUUUAAUAAUGGUGCGUGACAUUUUGUAUUAUUGUUUGAUUAAUAAUUGUUUAAUUAUAAUAUCUUCAUAAAAAUUAUGUAAGCUGAGUAAAUUUUUGUCCGUUUCAUUAAUGUAUACUAAAAUGUUCUUAUUUGAUAAAAUAUUUGUUCGCUUCUAGUUAUUAGUAAAUCUGUUAAGUUAGUGCGCACUAAAUGAGGUUAUCUUAUAUCUUCUUUAUAAUCUUAAAAAAGGAAUUAUAUGUAAUAUAAAAAUAAAUGUUGUUCAGAUAAAUUGUUUUUAUAAUGGAUAUUAUAGCAACACAAGUUUAUGAAAAUUGUGAUGCUGCAUCAUCACAACAAAUUUCUUAUUCUACACAAAAUAAUAAAAUACAGAUUGGAGAACUAAUUGUUGGCACUGAAACAUAUCCAAUUAAAAAAGGAAUUAAUCAAAUUGGCAGACAUCCAGAUUGCAAUAUUGUAUUCAAUAAUCCUACGGUAUCUAAAAGACAUGCAGAGAUUGAAGCUAAUAAUCAUGAUACAACCGUAUGGAUUUGCGAUUUGAAUUCUUCGAACAAAACAAAAUUGAAUAAUUCAAUUUUAAGGCCAAAUCGAUUCUAUGAGCUUAAAAAUGAAAACGUGUUGGAGUUUGGCAUGGUGCGAGCAGUAUUUAAAUUUUAUCAUUCAAUGGAUGAGUCUUUAAUUCCAGAAACUCCAGCAUCCCGUCAAAAAAUACAGAAAUUGAUCAUUCCAGGAACACCUGAUUCGUCAUUGAACGAUUCAUCCACAUUGGGAGAAAACAUCUCUAUGAUUCCUGCUAUUCAAACCAAGAAAGAACUCGAGAAAGAAAGCAUAUUUCGAUGUCCGAAUCCGAUGCCUAUAAGGACUUCAACUAGCAGCACUCGGAAAAACGAUUUUCAAAAUUCUUCUGUUGAUAAUUUGGAUAAUUCCCAAAGUUCUGAUAUAGAAAAGAAACGAAAUGUAGGUGUAUCAAGAAUUAAUAUUUAUGAUAUGGAAACACAAAAAUCGUUCGAAUCUCUUAAUGGAACAAAUAUUGAUGUUCACGAUAUUGAAACUCAAAAAAUUUGUUUGAAUAAUAAAGAAAUCUUUUCAAAAUCUUUAAACGAGCAAAAAGUUAAUAUACAUGAUAUAGAAACGCAACAUGAAAUAAAUACGCAAGAAAAUGUUAUUAACAUUCAUGAUAUAGAAACGCAACACGAUAUAGAUAUUCAUGAUAUGAAAACACCGAAAAAAGUUCAAUAUGUUAAAUCUCGUAAUAAUAACACAUAUAAUAAUGAAAAACUUGAAAUAGGAAUUGAAGAAGAUGAAAAUUUAAUUAUAAAAGAAAAAAAUAAUACUAUAAUACAAAAAGACGAAGCUAUUGCAAGUACAUCAUAUUUUAAUGAUAAUAAUAAAUGUGAUAAUAAAAUUGAACAUAGACGAAGUAUUAAGAAAAAUUUACAGAAGAACUCGCAAAGAUGUUCACAGUCAUCAAUUGCAACAAAUUUUGAAAAUGAACUUUCAGAACUUGAUACAAGUCGAAAUUUACUUGGUUCACAAUGUUUAUUAGAAGAUUUAAUUGACGAUGAUGAUAACGAUGAAUUACUUGAUGAGUCAAAAUCAAGAUCAUCAACCCCUUUAAAAACUUCAUGCGUAAACGAUAACGAAGAUGUAAAUAAUAAAAGCACCGACAGUGAAAAUAUAUUUGAAGCAGCAACACAGAUUAAUCAAAUUGAUAAAGAUAUAACUCAUCGCAUUAAUUACUCGUUCAGAGCUUCUUUAACGGAUCCUAAUGAUUCCGAUGAGACUGACAAUGAGGGUGUAUUUCAAAGGUAUUCUUUUGAAGAAAAUAAAAAGAAUGAAAAAUCUUCAAUGAUUCGAGUAUCUGAGAGUGACGAUUCAUUUACCGAUGAAGAAGGUCGUUUUAUAGAAAUGGCUGCAAUAGAAAAGCGAGCUGCUUCCAAUUCGUUUGAAAAGCGAAAUAGAAAUAAAGUUAAAAAUGAUUCAAGUAAAGAUUCUGAGGAUCUGUUUAACAUGCUUACUCAGCCAAUAAAUAGAAAGAAUAAAAAUCUAUUGUCCAAAUGUGAUGAAAAAACACAGAAUACUAUAGAUAAAGUAGAAAUAGAUUUUGAUACUCCAACGCAAGUAAUUGAUAGGAAACAAAAUAAUUCAGAAAUAAAUAAAGAUAUUGAAAUGAAAGAAAGAAUUAAAGAUACAGAAGUAGAGAAAGUUGAUGAUUUUACACCAAUUCAAGUUCUUAAAUCUUCCUCUAAAGAAAUGAAUUCUCUUGUUUCAAUAAAAAAUAAAAUAAUUUCCGAUAAUGAAAAUAUUACCGAAAUGGAAGAUAAUACGCCUACUCAAAUAAUUAACAUUAUAGAAAAAACUUCAAAUAUAGAUAAUAAUAAAUAUUCUAAUUCUUUGAAUUCUCUAAGAUUGAAUACUAUAGAAGAAUCUAGCAUUGAAAACAUUGAUUAUGAAAUGGCUGCUACUCAGCCAAUCAAUGAUACAGAAAUGCGAAAAUCUGUAUCAAUUAUUAAUAAGAGUAAAAACAUAUUGGAUUUAUCCGAGAAAUCAAAUAAUAUAAAUUUAGAUGAUACUAUAGAAAAAAAUUUAAAUGCAAUGUUUGAAGAUGUGAACGAAGAGCAUAGUGAAGAACAGCACCAAAUAUCAACUCAACUUCUUAAAAACAUGUUAGAAACUUCGCACUGCGAGAAUAAAUCAUCCAUCAAUAAUCUUAAUGAAAAUUCAAUUGAUUGCAAAUUUGAGAAAUCUACAAAAGAAAAAAAUAGUAAAACACCAAUAGAUUCAAAUUCGAAUUUAGAAUCAGAUAAAAAAUUGUAUAAAUCUAAUUUAAAAAGUAUUGAUAACAUUCCUGAAGAUUUAUCGACACCAAGAUCAUCUACAAAAAAAGAACAUGAAGAAUCUAAAAUAGUUAAUACAAUACAAGAAGAAAAUAAGAAAAAAGAAUGUAUAUUUAAAGAAAAUAAAGCAGGUUCCGAAAAUAUAGGUAAUCAAGUUUUUGAUAUAUUAAUUGAUAGUGAUCAACUUCAACAAACUUCUAAAGUAUUAGAAAAUAACGAUGAUGAUAUAUUAGCUGGUUUACCUGAAGUUAAAAUUGCAGGUACAUAUCCAACAAGUCCAACUUCGUCAACGUCAUCUGAAUAUAGAAUAAAUAUUAAUCAUAAUCGAACAAAGCAAAUAUCCAUAAAAAUUGCGCCUAAAAAAAGAAGAUCUUCACGAAAAACAUUUAAUCACAAAAACACGCAAAACGCAGAACUUGAUCAUACUAUUAAUAAAUCAAAUUCUACAACUAUUUUGGAAAAUUUUUCAAAUUCGUUAUCAAGUAAUUCUAAUGAUGACAAAGUAUCAGUACAAGAAACCAAUAAAAAAAAGAAAAAUAAAAAAACAAAAGAAUCAAUAAGAAAGACAAAUCCAGAAAAUUUACAUAAAUCCAAAAAAAACAAUACUUCACCAAAAUCGGUAGCUUUUAUCAAUUCACAAGAAAAAGCAAGACAAAGUCCUUUUAUUUCAACCAAUAGAAGGACUCGUAAUUCGAGCAAAGAGAAUAUUGAUCAUUCAUCUAUUUUUCAGGUGGAAAAAGAAGCACUAGUUAAGAAAGUAACUGAUGAAUCUGCAGAGAGAAAUCUUCCGAAUACAUGCGUUAAAAAAAGAUCGCUUAGUUGGACGGAUACGAUUGAAAUUAAUAAUUCCAAAGAGCAUAAGAGUAAUAUUAAAGAAAAUAAGAUUGUUAACACUAGAAGUAGAAAAAUGAAUAAGGUAAUUGAUAGAAGACAAUCUACAAAUACUCUUAAUAUUAGCUCUUUGAAAAACUCAUCAAUCUCAUGCGAUAGAAAAUUAUUAUCUGAUGAAGACAUGAAUUUAGAUAAACAGCCAAUAGUAAAAAUCGAAAAAAUGUCCAUUUAUACUCCAACAGGAUCAAUAUCAAGUACUCCAACGGGAGAGAUGAUUGAUAAUAAACAUAAAAAUAAGCAAAAUAGUCAACGUGCAAACAUCAUAGACAAUCAAGCUGUGUCUAAUAUAGAAAAUGAGAAAACUAGUCAAAAUAUAAAAGCACAAAGAAUCGAAUUUCAAAUAGACGAAAUUAGUUCUCAAAUAGGAGAGGAAUCUCAAGAAAUAGAAAUGAUCAUGAACAAUGCCCUUAAAGAACAAAGUACAGAAAUAAAAAAAGAUGUAGAUAACAAUGCAGCAAAUAUCAAAACCAGAAGCAGUAGAAAACAUAAAAAUAUUCAUAUGAAUGUUGAUAAUACAGAAAGUAGUAGUACAUCAUCUAUUAUAUACGAAUCUGAUAAUGCAAAUUUUGAAAUUCCCAUUUCCAAAAUUAAACAUAUGAAGAUGUCAAAAAAUAGAUUAAAUAUAAUUAAUGCAUUAGAAAAUGAAUCUGUUAAGGAAAUGAAAAAAAAGAACAAACAGUUUACUAGAUCAACUCGAGUUCGUCGACGAUCAAUUAUAGAUUCCUCUAUAAAUGAAAAUAAAAAAAUUAUUAAUGAAAGUACAGAAACAAAAAAAAAAAAUAAACAGUCCAUUAGAUCAACUCGAACUCAUGAACAAUCAAUUAUGGAUUCUUCUAUAGAAACUAAUCAAACCUCAAUAACUAACAAUACAAAUAAAAUAAAUAAUUUAAGAAAUAAACGGCAAAGACAAACAACAGGAAAGAUUGAAAGCAAUAAGAAAAGAAAAAUGGAUUUCAUAGAAGAAACAAAUUCAGAAACAAAUUCCAGCAUUGAAGUUACGUCGAUAACUUCUACGCCCAAUAGAACACGUAGAAGUAUGAAUUCUUCAUUUACAACAUCAUCACCACUUAAAAUAAAACAUAAAAUUUUAUUUACGGGUAUUUCAAGUAAUGAUUAUAGCAAAUUAUUAACAAAAUUGGGCGCAUCUCAAGUUGAAGAUCCAACAAAAUGCACUGUAUUGGUUACAGACAAAAUACGAAGAACUGUUAAAUUUUUAUGUGCUUUAGCACUAUCUAUACCAAUAGUUUCAACUAAUUGGUUGCAUGAUAGUGAAAAAAUUGGCCGUUUUGAAGAAUUAGAAAGUUACAUAUUGGAAGAUCCUGAAGCUGAAGCUAAAUUUCAUUUUAAAUUAAAGAAAAGCUUAGAAAAAGCGAAAGAAUAUAAGCUUUUAGAAGGAUACACACUUAUUUUAACUCCUAAUAUAGCUCCACCACCUCCAGAAUUAAAAAGUAUAAUUAUUUCAUGUGGUGGCAAAGCUUUACUUCGACCACCAUCAUCUUGGCCUGAAAAAGCAAUGAUUAUUUCUAAUAAAGAAGAUUUAAUAAAUGCAAAAAAAUUUCUUGCAAAAGCACCUAAAAAUAUUACCAUUCAAUCAACAGAAUUUAUAUUAACUGGUAUUUUAAGACAAGAAUUAGAAUUUAAUGAAUUUAAAUUAUAUAAUUAAUUUUUCAAAUUGAUAUGGCAAAAAUGUGCAAAUUACUUAUAUAUAUAUAUAUCUUUUAAAUAUUUUCAAAUGAAUACAUAUAAAAUUAAUACAAAAUCAAAAAUACAUUAUCUUGUGUAAUUAAUAUAAUAUGUCUUAAUUUUGCAAUAUAUAUAUCAUGUAUAUAUAAAUAUAUAUAUAUCUUCUAAAGAUGCUUUAUAAAUGUAUAUAAAAUUUUGAUUAGAUUUUUAAAUCUUUGUA